CCUCAUUUUCCCAAGCCCCUUCCCGACUAGCUGCCAUCACCACCACCACCAACCAUGGAGUUGCAGGUGGCCCCGCCUAUGCCUCCGGCUGACUUCAUCUUCGACAGCACCUGCUCCUCCCCUUCCAGCCCCCGCCGCCUCCCCAACCUCUUCUUCAGCGCCCCCGCCAGUCCUACACCUACGGUCUUCCCUGAUGCCGCCGCUGCUGGUGAUAUUCAAGACUUCGAGUUUGAUUUCAGUGGCCAUUUACAGAGGACUUCUCUCUCUGCCGACGAACUCUUCGACGGCGGCAAGAUUCGCCCCUUGAAGCCUCCACCGUCGCCCCGGUUGAAGUCUGAGGAGGGGCUCCAUUCAUCUUCCUCGACCAGGUCCAAGGGAAAGAAAAUCAUUCAGGAUCGAAGAGAUUUUGGUUCUGACUCGUUUGAGAAAACCAGAAAACUGGAAGACCGAGUAGAACAAGAGCAACAAAAGCGAGGGAGAUCAGGAAGGGCUUCUUCGUUCUCAUAUUCGUCGGAGAAUUCAGGGCGUAAAGGAAGCAGAUCGGCGCCUCCUUUCAGAAUCUCCGACGCAGACGACGUCUCCGAUCAGGACUUGUCCCAAGCCAAGGCAACUUCUUCUUCAACAAGCAACACGAAAUCAUCGCACGCUUCCUUCUUGUCAUCACUUUCGUUCUCAAAAGGGUACAGAAAAUGGAGAAUAAAAGAUUUUCUACUGUUCCGGAGUGCAUCGGAGGGACGCGCCGCCGGUAAAGACCCAUUAACGAAGUACGCGGUUCUGUCAAAGAAAGCGGAAGAGGAAGUAAGGAACAGCAGUUUCCGGUCGACGGAGAGCUUGGGUUCGGUGUCAUCAAGACGGAGAGGAGCGGUUUCACCCCAUGAGUUGCAUUACACAGUGAACCGGGCGGCUUCGGAAGAGAUGAAGAAGAAGACGGUGCUGCCUUACAAGCAGCUCGGACCUUUAGGAUGCCUGGGAUUCAAUCCUAGUCUCCAUCGGAUCAUCAACUAGCCAAAUUGCCGCCUCCUUCACACGUUUAUAUAUAUAUAUAUGAUCCCCAUUUCUUGUUUCACAAAACUACCAAUGUUCCUGAUCUUCUCCUCCUUCUUGAUUUUGGUUGGAAAAAAAAAAAAGAUUUUGAUUAAGUAACGUGGUAGCGUGUUCUUUCAUCUUGUCUCUGUUUC
Messenger RNA from Neltuma alba, 1178 nucleotides. RefSeq lists its product as uncharacterized. The record is from RefSeq and is a predicted model, not a curated record. The transcript has a single exon. Lineage: Eukaryota; Viridiplantae; Streptophyta; Magnoliopsida; Fabales; Fabaceae. The coding region runs from base 55 to 1005 and encodes 316 amino acids.